Malassezia vespertilionis is the source of this 1977-nucleotide messenger RNA. RefSeq lists its product as uncharacterized. Gene Ontology annotation, molecular function: monoatomic cation transmembrane transporter activity. Gene Ontology annotation, cellular component: membrane. The transcript has a single exon. Bases 1 to 1977 code for a protein of 658 amino acids. The record is from RefSeq and is a predicted model, not a curated record. Gene Ontology annotation, biological process: monoatomic cation transport; transmembrane transport. NCBI's taxonomy places the organism in Eukaryota, Fungi, Basidiomycota, Malasseziomycetes, Malasseziales, Malasseziaceae.
AUGGUAGAGCUGAAACGAGACGCGGACAUGGGCGAUACGUCCCGCAGACCCAGCGCUGGGAAAUCUAUGUACAAACAGGAGCAAAUUACUACGAAAAGUCCCAAGAAACAUCCGAAAUUCACGGCGAAACUCGACUCGGCGGCACAGCCCAUGCCCCAGUCCACGCUCCAAAACUUGAAACGCAUCGCAUCGGACGAUAGUAUGACAAGCAUUCGCCGCACGGAUUCUAUGCGGAGCUUACGUGCACUUGCGCGUCUCAUUGAUAACCGAUCUGGCUAUUAUGAGUAUGCAAGGAAGAGCGCCGACGAAUUGGCACAGAUCAAAAACAAACGCGUGCGCGAAUAUUACGAGAAACAGAAUGAAGUGUUGGACGGGUGGCGCGAGGUCGACGAAGUCCUCGAGAGUCAGUUUCCCAUGGAAGUCAUGCGACGCUUUGCCCCUCCGUCCCAACUCAACAAGGAAGAGUUGCACGAUUACUGCACGUUUCGGCUACGGGAUCAUCCCUCCUCGCGCCAUACCCAUAAUUACGACGAUGACGGAUAUGUUACGGAUGAGGAAAGCGAUUCCAUAUGGACGAAUUUGUAUCCUAAGCAUAAGGUGCGCAGACAGCGUCGACUGAGCGAGCGGGCGCUUUCGACGCUUUCCGAGUUCCUCGAAGUUGAUCGCGGCGCACAAGCCGGUGCGACAACGCACCCUGGCAUGUCUUCGGACAGCUCGCCAGAGCGUAGCUAUUACUUUUCGCAGCACAUGCGCCACGUUUGCGCGCCCAGCACACUGCACGAUCUACAGGAAGAGAACAAUGAGAGCACCGACGGCUUCGACGAGGCGCCGCCCCGGGCCACCAACGCGCCAAGGACGGCCAAACGCAAGGGGCGCAAUAAGGUGCGCCAUGUACUUGCGAACAACCCUGCUGUUGCGGGCUACGGCACUAUUUCCCCCGGCAUGCCGGACCAGCCGGCAUAUACGCAAGCACUGGAUCGCACGCGUGCAGACAUGGUCUGGACGAAAGCAGACAAAGACCGCGAUGAUUUGUUGCAAAAUGUUCCAACGCACCAGCGUAAACUUGACAUGGACUCGUUUGUGCGAACAUGUAUUAGUGUCAACCUGCUGAUCAAUAUCCUGCUUGUCGCUGGCAAGAUCGUCGCCGUCUUUUCGUCCAAUUCGGUGUCUUUGAUCGCGAGUCUGGUCGACAGUGCAUUGGAUCUCCUGUGCACGGUGGUAAUCUUUGUGACUUCGAAAGCAACUGCGUACCGCAGCUGGCAUACCUUUUACAAGUACCCCGUCGGCAAGCGCCGGCUGGAGCCGCUGGGUGUGUUAAUUUUUAGUGUGCUCAUGGUCGUCUCCUUCAUCCAGGUGCUCCUGGAAUCGAUCAACAGGCUCUGGGCCAUAAUGCAGGGCAGAAUUGCGACUGGAAACCAGGAGCUACCUCGGAUUGGUAUUGUUUUUAUGCUGCUCACGAUCGUAAUUAAGACGGUGAUGUGGGUAUGGUGCAAGAACAGUAAGAGUUCGAGCGUGCGUGCAAUUGCACAAGACUCGGAGAACGACGUGGCAUUCAAUGCCGUUUCACUAGUGUUCCCAAUGCUUGACGACUAUCUGGGCACGCAUUUACUGGACCCCAUCGGUGGUACAUUGCUUUCCGUCUAUAUCAUCUCGGAGUGGAUCGCUACUAUGGCCAGUACGACCUCGAAGCUUACGGGAAAAGUGGCGGGUGCGCCGGAUGUGAGUCGCUGUGUUUAUAUGGUAUCGCGUUUUUCCCUUGUGCAGGCGAUUGCUGGAUUUGAAUUGUAUCACGCUGGUGAUACGAUGGUGGCAGAAGUGGAUGUUGUGCUUCCGCUGAGCUUCAAGUUGAAGGAAGCGCAUGAUUUAGGGGAGAUUAUCACGUACUGCUUCGAGUCCUUGUCUGGGAUCGAGCGUGCCUACAUCCAUCUGGACUAUAACCCAGCGGGCCAAUCCGGCCAUAUCGGCCAGCGUGGAUGA